This is a messenger RNA of Eurypyga helias (sunbittern), 1001 nucleotides long. It is a transcript of the gene SCHIP1, whose product is annotated as schwannomin interacting protein 1. The transcript has 5 exons. Gene Ontology annotation, biological process: positive regulation of hippo signaling. The record is from RefSeq and is a predicted model, not a curated record. Gene Ontology annotation, cellular component: cell junction; plasma membrane. Bases 1 to 624 code for a protein of 207 amino acids. Lineage: Eukaryota; Metazoa; Chordata; Aves; Eurypygiformes; Eurypygidae.
AUGGGGCUGCUGUCUCACCUCUGCCUUACUCCCCACAGAUUACAAAGUGGGAUGAACCUUCAGAUUUGCUUCGUGAACGACAGUGGCAGUGACAAGGACAGCGAUGCCGACGACAGCAAGACAGAAACCAGCCUGGACACGCCGUUGUCACCCAUGAGCAAGCAGAGCUCAUCCUACUCCGACAGAGACACGACGGAGGAAGAGUCGGAGUCCCUCGACGACAUGGAUUUCCUCACCAGGCAAAAGAAACUCCAAGCUGAAGCCAAAAUGGCCUUGGCUAUGGCGAAGCCCAUGGCCAAAAUGCAGGUCGAGGUGGAAAAGCAGAACAGGAAGAAAUCGCCAGUAGCAGAUCUUCUGCCACAUAUGCCUCAUAUAAGUGAAUGCCUGAUGAAGAGAAGUUUAAAACCCACUGAUCUAAGAGACAUGACUAUCGGGCAGCUACAAGUGAUAGUCAAUGAUCUCCACUCACAGAUAGAAAGCUUGAACGAGGAGCUGGUGCAGCUGCUGCUCAUCCGGGACGAGCUGCACACGGAGCAGGAUGCCAUGCUGGUGGACAUCGAGGACCUGACCAGACACGCCGAAAGUCAGCAGAAGCACAUGGCAGAGAAGAUGCCGGCAAAAUGAACCCCGGAGCCCCGGGAGCAGAGCUCGAGCGAGACUUCAUUUUGCUUCUGUGUGUGUCCAAGCGCUGAUGUCCACGGUGGCGCCGAGAAAAGCAGUGUUAGUCAUUGACCAUGUCUGAAGCUUUAUGUCCGGUGAUUGGCCUCUGCUUCUUAAUUUAUUUUAAUUUUUUUACUCGUGCCACUAAAUAUCAGGCAUUUUAAUAAUAUUAUUACAAAAAAAUGUACAGUACUUAUAACAUUAUAAAUCAUGGGUGAGAAGAGAGGGUAGUUUAACUUUAUUUUUGUUUGUUUAGAGAUUUUCAGUUGAACGAUAUUUUGCCAUUGACUACUUUUUUAUUCUUCACUGUAGUUUUAAAAUAAAGAAACUGUACUUGACGG